Thrips palmi is the source of this 6967-nucleotide messenger RNA. RefSeq names its product protein pangolin, isoforms A/H/I/S-like. Gene Ontology annotation, cellular component: beta-catenin-TCF complex. Gene Ontology annotation, biological process: canonical Wnt signaling pathway; regulation of transcription by RNA polymerase II. NCBI's taxonomy places the organism in Eukaryota, Metazoa, Arthropoda, Insecta, Thysanoptera, Thripidae. Gene Ontology annotation, molecular function: DNA-binding transcription factor activity, RNA polymerase II-specific; RNA polymerase II cis-regulatory region sequence-specific DNA binding. The transcript has 6 exons. The coding region runs from base 226 to 2670 and encodes 814 amino acids. The record is from RefSeq and is a predicted model, not a curated record.
CGCCAGCUGCGCUAGCCGCGCUGCCCGAUGCCCCUGGAGGUGUACCGCCACCGUGCCCGGCCGCUCUGGCACACUAGUGCCGUUUUAACGCACGUGCCGUGUGUGUUCAUGUGUGUGUGCGUGUGUGAGGCUGCCUGUGCACUUGUUGGCGCCGCACUGUCUGCAAAGGGGUGUUGACAAUGACUAGGGGGUAGAGGCGGUUUGCUUUGCAUUCUUGUAUUCGUCAUGGAAUCAGAGUAUGAUCCUUGGAGUGAGCAGCCCCUUGAUUUGGUGAAGAAGAAGUUGACUGUCUCGUCGCCCGACUCAGCUGCAAUGGGUGUGAGUGACUUGGCUGGGCCCAAACUGGGCGAAGCCAGUCCAGCGAACCAUGAGUUGUAUUUGAAUGAGGAGGAUGGCAACUUCUAUUCGAGGAACCAAGCACUCAUGAAAGCAAGAAAGGCUUAUUCAGAUGAGAGGCCGAAGAAAUUUGUGUUGAAAGUACCAACUGUCAAGCAGGAAGUGACAGAUUCCGAAGCGACUCCCUGGAAUGACGCUCAAACUCAAAAGCCGUCUCCUUAUUCUUCAUCGAAUAACAGAAGUCAUACUGCUAAGUUGCCCACUGAUAAUAAACAGUCAGCGUAUUCAGUUGCAAACAAGAUUAAUGCCAAAAAGGCUGGAGGGCAACAAGGUGAUAGACAGGAAGAACUAAGCAGAUUCAUCUUGCAAUCACCUAACCUUUAUAGUGCAUUGUGUCUAAACAAAGCAAAGACGGAAUCCAUGCCAAGCAAAGGUCAAAAAUCAGCUGCCAAGGCUCUAUUGCGUGACAGCCCUAAAGAUUCCUCAGGAAUGUCUGCCGCAUACUUAGAAGUAUUCGACAAGCUUAUGGCUGACUAUGUCAAAAAAUUGAAUGCCCAGGGCAGCCUAGACAACUUAGAAAACACUGUGGAGGGAAUUAAUUUGGUACUUAAUAAUUUAGCUGCCUAUGAACAAAAGCUUCUAUCCGCCAUGUACAUGGGUAGUUUGAUAAACUCAACGUUUCCAAAUAUUUAUCCUCAAAUGUCUCACUUGAGUCCUUUACUAGCAGCCCAAAGCCUAGGUUCUGGGUUCAAUCCCUUGCUGAACCCUGGAUUCCCAUUGGGCCUGGCAUCGUCAACAUUACUUCAUUCAGGAAUGAGUCCUGAAUUAUUAGCCUCACCUCUCUCUAGUUCUGCUUACCAAAAUUUGCACCCUUCAGAAAGGGCUACGUCUACUCCAAUGUCACCUCCUGCUUCAUCACCUGCCUCAGUUUCAUCAAGUACAAACCCCUCAUCAACUGUGACCACCUCACUUCCUUGUAACAAGCUAGGCUCGCAAGACUCUCUUUUAAGAAUUAAAGAUUUUCAUCAAUGGAGGGUCAGUGGUGACACCCAGUCAAGCACUCCAACGUCCAGCAUAACUUCUUUAACAACACCUACAGACCUGUCUAAUGACGAAUCCAUGUCUCACUCCAUGUCUGCUGCAUCCAGUGGACGGUCCUCAUCUGUCUCCUCAACUCAAAACUUGACCCUUAGUCCCUUGUCGUCUGUUGGUGCUAGUCCCCCUCUUUCUUCAAAGUCUGAUUCCUAUUCACGACCACAGCUUCUCAAUUUUUCACGGUCGAUUAUUGAUCAUCAAAAGAACUCUGGGUCAAAUUCAGAUAACUCAAAAGGUCAAGAUCCUGGAAACGGGAGUAAUAACCAAGAAAAGAAGAAACCCCAUAUCAAAAAACCCCUCAAUGCUUUCAUGUUGUACAUGAAAGAAAUGCGACAACAAGUCGUGUCUGAGUGCACACUGAAAGAGAGUGCAGCGAUAAACCAGAUUCUAGGGCGUAGGUGGCACGCAUUAAGCAGAGAGGAACAAGCCAGGUAUUAUGAGUUGGCUCGCAAAGAGAGACAGCUGCAUAUGCAACUUUAUCCUGAUUGGUCUUCCCGUGCCAAUACAACGCGUGGUAAGAAGAGGAAACGCAAACAAGAAACAAAUGAUGGAGGAAAUAACAUGAAAAAAUGCAGAGCACGAUAUGGUCUGGAUCAACAAAGUCAGUGGUGCAAACCAUGCAGGCGUAAGAAGAAGUGCAUCCGGUACAUGGAGGCCGGCGGCGGCGGCGGCGACGACGACGGCAACCAGUCGGACGACAACCUCGGCUCGUGCGGCAGCGUGGGCGAGGGCGACGCGCACACCCCGGUGGACGAGGACGACGACGGCGACGGCGACGAGUCCAUGUCGCAGUCGCACUCGUUGUCGAGCCCCGGCGGGCUGAGCGGACUGUCCAGCCUCACGAGUCCAUCCAUGAUCCUCCCCAGCCCGAGCACCAGCCUGGCCAGCCCCUCAGUGAGCCUGGCCAGCCCGUGCAUGAGCCUGCAGUCCCCCCUCACGCCCCUGGAGUACGAGUGCAAGCCCCCUCCCCCGUUACCGUUGUCCCUGUCCCUCCCCAUGUACAACCACCACCACUCACCUUUACUAGGACCUCCCUUACAUCGACAUCCAGUCGGGACAAAUCCUCACGAUAUUAACAAUCCGUUGAGUGUGAACCAAUUGACUGGCAAGUGUAUCAAGACAGAGCCUAGUAGCAGUGCCAGCAGUGGGAGUGGAGGACCUAGUGGGCCCGGGCCGGGGUCAGUGGCGGGGCCCAGCGCCCCCGCGCCAGCACCUUCAAACAUCAUCAGAGUCACGUAGCGGCGGCUGGCAGCUGGCAUGGCCUUCAUCGUAGCAUUUAGUCAAAUAGUGAGAAUCUUCAAUUCCCAUCAUUCAUCACAGAUGACCACUGUACUACCUCUCAUGUAUCAUCUUCAUAAUAAUAAUUAUUACAAUUAUCAUUGUUCAUUGUCAUCAUCAUCAUCAUCAUCAUCAUUUUUAUCGCAAUUAUCUUCAUCAUCAAUCUGUGUUGCUCUAAUUCUUAGGCAGUCUAUUAGGUGUUGUUUCUUUCUUUUUAUAAGUUAUAUAUAUAUACAAAUAAAUAUAUAUAUUUAAAAUUGAGCUAUGGUAAUUUGAAACCUGAAUGAUGGCUUGACUACUGUCAGACAUUGCAAACUUUGUGUUUUAAUCGACACUAUACUGCUUCAUGAAUGUGAUGCCUAUUAUUUAGUUACUUUAUACGUUUAGGGUGAAAAGUAGAUACUUUGGGACUCCUGAUAUGUUUUACAGUCAGUCUCCAAAGUUUUCUGUAUUGUCAAGUGACUGAUGGUAUAAACUUGGCUCUGGAUAUUUGAACUUGUAAGUGUGGUCAUCACAGCCCAAGGUGAAGUCAAAAAUCUGUGUUCUCAAAAGACUGGAUUUGUAAUGUGUUAUUUUUUUAAGGGAAUAUAAAAUAUGCAGAAAACCAUUAACUGUAGUCAAGGGAAUGGUUGGAUUUUGUCAUCUUGUACUCCCAAUCAUGUCAUGCUGGUUUCAUGUUCCUGUAUCAUUCUUAGGGGGACUUCAGAAUGUCUCUUCAGAAAAUUAUUCAUUAUUUACAGCUUCAAUUUGGUAAAUGGUACUAAGUGACAUGCUGCUUUCUGUAAUAAUUUCUGUUUUCCCUCAACUGAAAAAAUUGAGUAUAUUGUGCUUCUUGACUUAUCUCAACAUACUCUGUUUUAGCGUUUUAUGUUAAUGCUCCGGUAAAUUAUGUUUGUCACAAAGUACUUGAUUUCACUGGAUAACCAUCCAAUAUGUUAAAAUUGUGAGAAGAUAUUGUUCCUUUAGUGCCAGAACUUGUGUUAAUUGUGUAUGUUUUCUCACAACACCGUCUAUGUUAUUUAAUUUUUAUGAGUCUUUAUCUUAAGAUUUGCCAAUUGAUAAAUGAUCUAUGAAACAUUUUAAAAAAUCUAUCAUCCUAUUAUAUGUUAGGUCUGUUUCUUUUAUUCCCAUUUUAUUUUUAUCUAAUUGAAAUUGUGUCAUGUGGCCUUUGCCAUUUAUGAAUAUAAUAAAGUUAUGUCCGAGCCUUUCCUUUAUAUCUCAAAGUUUUUGUUUUCUUAUUUUGCCUCAAAAUUUAUGCAUCAGCAAACAUUUGUGAACAGUCUACUUCUUGCUUGAUUUGAAAGUUUUAAUUGUUAUCUCCUUAUUGCAAUCAAACUCUUGACCAUGCCAGUGUAAAUUGACAGAAUGAUAACAACUAUCAUUUUAAAGCAAAGCAUGCCACAGCAUACGGCCCAUGCACACAUUUCUCGAUUUCUUUUAUUUUCUCGUUGUUGACUUGACUCUUUGUGAUGUAAAUUAAAUUUUGAUUGUUUUCUGUUGAAUUUUACAAAUUUACAAACGGUUGGAAUGGGAAGUGUACAUAUAUGAUAUGAGUUGGAAGGAUUAGAUGGCAUGUAAAGAUUUUUUUUAUUAUUAUUAUCUUUAUUUGUGUGUAUGCAUUUGUAAUUUUAAUGUGUGGUGACGAAUGAUCCUGUGCUCUCAUUUGCAUGAGCUACUUAACUUACUCUUGGCUAGUUUUAGCAGGUGUGUGCAGAGGCACAUUCUCUGUGAAAAGACACAUUUACAAAAGCCUGUGUGAUUUUUCUGUACAUGUUUUUGUUGUAUAUGUGUAUUUUCACAAGAGUGAAUGGGUGGGUGUGAGAAGUUACACGCCAUAACCUUUGUUGAAAUGAAUCUGUUAUGAGUUCCACAAUAUCAUGUCACUAAGUUACCGUACAAAUAAGUGCUCAUAGCCUUUUCAGUAAGAUGAAGUAUUAAAUUAUAUUUGUGUCAGAUAGAAAAGACAGUAUGAAGUCAAAGAGAGCUGAUCGUUCACUGAGCUACCCAGUCAUUAAAGUGCGGAGCUUGGUGAACCUUGUACUGGAGUAAACUGCAUCUGUAGCAUCUAUGAGCGUAAAUGUGAAUGACGAGACAUGUUAACUGUCACACAAAUUGUUUAUGUUCUAAAUCUCUUUCUCAUGAUCGCUACAUUGAAUUAUGUUUUUCUUAAGUUGCCAUGUCUAUUUUCUCUUGAUUUCCCAGUAGAUUUAAGUGUAGAUUUCUUUUUAUGACAAAGCGUACAUUUGUUGAUUGUUUGUAUGUGAGUUGGGCUGUCUCCUUGUGAUAUCUCAAUUUUGUGUAUCUCUUAGUUGUUUCAUUGUGCAUAAAGCAUGCUCUGUAAUGGGCCUUCCCAGUGCAAACAAGCUGUGUAUGGAAUCUUAAUUACAAUUUCAAUAGUCAAAUUGUCGAUAUGUAUCAUUGGUGCAACUCAUCAACAAUCUACAUUAAAAUGGUAUUGAAGCCUAUGAUUUUCUGAAUAUCAAAACCUUCUUUUGAUUACUUCCAUUCAGUUUUCUUUGUUAUCAAAAAUAUGUGAUGCAGACAGAAAUUUGUUAUUUAGGGCUCCAUACAUCAUUAUUAGGUUCUUAAAAUUCUUUUUGGGUCUUCAGUCUUUAUCAGUUCUAUUUCAAAUGUGCUUUAACAUGGUUUGGUUAGGAACAUUGUUGCUCUAUAUGCCUUACAAAAACCACUUCUGGCACACUUGCUUUGGCGGCCAACUUAAAGGUCACAACAACCAAUGAGCUUUUUCGAACCUCUCAUAUCUUCACGCACCAAGAAAAUUUGGGAUUUCUUUAACCUUACACAAAAGAUAUUUUUGAAGUAGAACUUGAUAAGCAAAGAUAAUGAUACAAAUUCUUUUUAUGAAGGGUACCUCAAACUUAGCGAUCUCAUCAAGUAAAAGAGAAGUCCUUUGGUUUAUUUUCCUCGGGUCUUCAUAGCUAUACUUGAAAUUUGGACUGUUUUCCCUUUCUUUGGGCACCAAUUGUACCUAUGAAUUGGAAACUAAAUUCUGCUUUGCUUUCUGUGUUUUCUAUUUUCCAAAUACACAAUGAAGUGGCUUGUGGUGUAGAUGAUCUGUGGUGAGUUAAUAUCAUUUACUUUAGAUUCAGUUCCUCAGAUCUCAUUAUUUGUAACAACAGUAGGCUAUGUCAGCUGAUAUAGUGGACGUGCUCUCUUAUUUAUGAAUUGAAAAUACUUUGGCUUUUGUUUUGUUACAUAUUUAGAAUUGUGAUUGAUACAUUUGCCUGUCCCGUUUCUAAAACUUUACGUCACAAUCCUGGUAAGAGCAAUAUCUGUGUUUCACUUUGUUAGCUUUAUUUCAUCUUGCUUUGAGAAGAACAUCUUUCAUUAAACUCUAAAAAAAUUUGUGCCAAACAACAUUAUAAUUUCAUGUUUACUAUAAAUCUGUGAAAAAGUUCCAUCACAGCCAUGCAACAGGCUUUUAAAAAAUAAUUCCUGUACCUGUGAAUAAGAUAGCGGCCAAAGUAGAGUUGAAACAGUCCACUACAUAUCAUUUGCAUUGAGGUUUUGUGACCAAAUUCAUGGAGAUUUGUAUGUACAUUGUGCCUAUUGGAAUGUCUGUCAACUCUACAACCAGAACUCAGUUGCACUUUCUGCGAACAAUGGGGAACUAGUCAUUCAAUCUUUAGAAAGUUUUAUUUCUGCCGGAAGUGAACAGGGAAGGAAUGUCAGAAACAAUUUUUAUUCAAAAUCUGCAACCAUCUCCCUUUACUUGCCCUCAUUCAUAAGCCUUCCCAAAAUUAAUUUGUGUAUGCAGCUAUUGAAGAAUUCAUUUUUAUAAAAUGAAUGUAAAUACUUAAAUUUCAUAAAACAAUUGUUUCUUUUCCUAUUUAAGGAAGGAGAAAAUAUUACAAAUUGUUAUGUGUAUGUAGUAAAUGUAAAAAGAAUCAUAUUUCUAUAUGUCUUUAGUAUGUAUGAAUAGGUCAUCAUCCUUCAGAAUCACCAUUUCCUCUUCAUUUUUUAGAAAAGAAGAAAAUUUAAGAUAAGAGUUGUGUAUGCUGUAUAGAACUGAAAAGAAAUACGCAACUUUUGAAAUGAAAAAUGGAAUAGUGUUGAAUCAACAUUAUGUAUCUCAUGUGUAUAGUUAGGAAUGUACCAUAACAGCAUUAUAAAGAACACAAAAUUUAGAAUGUUGCGGUAUUGUGUCUCGUGUAGAAUCUGAGAGUGAUCUUCAUAGUCAUAUCUCAUCAGAUUUGAAUAUUGUUGUUAGUAAAGCAACAUUGAUUUCUACAAAUUA